Molecule: messenger RNA, 3556 nt
Organism: Trematomus bernacchii (emerald rockcod)
Lineage: Eukaryota; Metazoa; Chordata; Actinopteri; Perciformes; Nototheniidae
Gene: clic1
Product: chloride intracellular channel 1
Exons: 7
Coding region: 115-843 (242 amino acids)
Source: RefSeq, a predicted model, not a curated record
AGAGAGAGAGAGAGAGGCAGCAGAACUGGGAGGAGAAACCACACACACACACACAACUACAGGCGACAACUUACUUUAAACACUUUAUAGGGUUUCGUGCAUCAGCAGGUGAAUAUGAGCGACGCGAAUCAGCCCAAAGUUGAACUUUUCGUGAAGGCAGGGAGCGAUGGUCAGAGCAUCGGCAACUGUCCGUUCUCCCAGCGCCUCUUCAUGGUGCUGUGGCUGAAAGGAGUCACCUUCGAUGUGACAACAGUGGAUAUGAAGAGGAAGCCGGACAUCUUGAAGGAUUUGGCUCCAGGUGCCCAGCCUCCCUUCCUGUUGUACGGCAGCGAGGUCAAAACGGACACCAACAAGAUCGAGGAGUUUCUGGAGGAAAACCUCUGCCCUCCAAAGUAUCCCCGUCUGGUUGCCCGUAACCCAGAGUCCAACACAGCAGGCAUGGAUGUUUUCUCCAAAUUCUCAGCUUACGUCAAGAACUCAAACCCUCAGACCAACGAAAACUUGGAGAAAGGCCUGCUGAAGGCUCUGAAGAAGCUGGACGACUACCUCGGCUCCCCACUUCCUGAUGAAAUUGACGAGAAUAGCGCCGAUGAGCUCACUUCCUCGUCCCGCCCCUUCCUGGACGGCCAACAGCUUACUCUGUCUGACUGCAACUUGCUGCCUAAGCUCCACAUCAUGAAGGUGGUGUGUUUAAAAUACCGAAACUUCAACAUCCCCCAGUCCCUGACAAACCUCUGGAGGUACCUGAACGCAGCGUACAUCAGGGAGGAGUUUGCCUCCACCUGCCCAAUCGACGACGAGAUCCACAUCGCCUACUCCUCUGUAGCUAAAGCUCUCAAGUAGGAGCACACCAGGAGGCACAAGUCAUACAACACAUACAUAGAUUACAUAGAAUACAAAAGCACAAAAACACACACUUACCCACCUGCACACUCACUCUGAAGCAACCUGGUCGAUCUGUUUCUCUAGAGGCUUUUAUUGCAUCUGUUUGUUAACUUUUUUACAGCUUUAAAAUCUACUAAAUAGUUACAUGUACAAAUCCUUGAACAUUUGUGAAUUUUAAGGAAAAAAAGAAAAUCAAAAAAACUUUUGAGAAUAGACAUAAAUAGACAUGAGCUAUUGACACCAUCUAUUUUGCGUAGAAAAAACGUCCUUUGUUAUUUAUUUACUCAACAUUAGUAAAUAGGCCAAUUUCUUUCUUCAAUUGUUGGGUCCUUGAAUGUUAGUGAACUGGGCCAGAUGUAUUGAUUGGGAACCCUGUUGAUAUCACCUUUGUAUAAUGUUAGUCAAUAUAGCUGGUUAAUUGUUGUCAAACUAUACUGUUAGUUUUACUUCAGAGGUGUUUGUUCCUGAUGUCUUCCUGCUUUUUGUUUGCCACGUGUAUCAGUUUACACCAUGAGGUAAACAAGGAAGCGCUGGAGGCAGAUAAGCUGAGGUUAAAACAAACACAAGCACAAAAAAAGCACUGUGGCAGAAUGUAUUUACAUUUGCUUCACAGUAACCUUGUUUAGGAUUUUAACGAUUGAUCAUGUUGCUUGCAGGUCACACACACACACACACACACACACACACACACACACACACACACACACACACACACAUUUAAAACUACAGCCUGUCUUGUGUCCAGUUUCACCAUCAGUAGAUACACACUGUAAAGUUGUUUCUCGUUCCCUUACUGAUGAUGUUUUUUUUACAGUAUUUCGUUGUAUUUUUUUUUUAGGGGGGGGGGGGUUAGCAGACACAAAGCUGCCUACCAUAUCAAAUUGCCAGCCUCAAACAAAAUGCUUCAACUCUUCUUUUCAGUCUUAGUAUUAAGGAAGUGGUUUUCUUUUUUUAGGUCAAAAUGUGUACCAGUGCCAAAGUCUCUUUUGGGGUUUGCCUUUAUUUUAGAUUAUUAAGAAUGGAUGUAUUCAUUAAUUCCUGAGGGAACAAGGCCUUUUAUACUUGAGGACUACAAAUGUAUUUUUUAAAUCUACAGUUUCUUAUUCUUCACUUCAGAGAGGAUGUGGGGUGCUUUUCCUCGGCGGCCUGCAGACCGGGUCUCGCUUUAGGGAGGCAGAGCUGAGAACAGACACAGGAAACUCUUUCAAUAGACCCGGGCUUCCCCUUUCUGCCCCCCCCCACAGUGGGCGGGAAGGAUUAUUCAAGAUUACCGAGCUUGUUUGAGAUCCCCUGUUGCCCUCUUUUUUUAUGAAGAAUCCUUUUAAGUGUCAUAUAAAAGAAAGAGAUCAGGUUGUUGGCGUUUGAAAGUGUGGCCGAAGAAGCCGUUUACUGCUAACGUGCUGCAAUAAAAUCACUUGUAAUGCCUCCUCUGGUCGCCUUGGGAACCAGACCCGUGCUGUUACAUGUUUCUCAUCAGGGGAAAACAAGGAAGUUAAAUGUAAACAUGCUCAAUGUUUAAAAUUGAAAAUGCACUUGCAGCUCUAGAUUGCCGUCCAUUAUUAAUUGAAAGUAAAGGUUUUUCUUAUUGUCAAUUAGUCCAAUAUAAACGUUUUUUAUGAAUUAUCCGACCCAGUCUGUGAAUCUUAAGCCAUUCAUUUAAGAGUGUUUAGUUGCAGGGGACUAUUUUUAGCCGUGUAAUAAUACACACUUGCACUAGUCAAUAUUUUCAGCAGAAAAGUCUCAGAGUGCAGAAUCUGGAGGCAACAAGAACAUUUUGUUAUAAUUUGUAGAAUAGAAUAAAUCUACUCUUGCUAGUCUGAAAUCAUUUUUGUUAAAGUGACUUGAAAUUGAUCUGUUUGGAAGAACUGGAAACAAUAACCACACAUCUCAUCCGAAUAUAACGGCAGCUUGUGUAGAGUAGACAACUUUAUUAACUUAACUGCAUCUAUGCAAAUGAACAUGUGGGAUGUUUGUAAUUAAGACUUACACCGUAGGUCUGUUGUGACCUCAUCAUGUCUCUGGGAUUAGAGUGAAGCUCUUAAAAAUAAAAUAUAACCUAAGUGCAAUUUAAGACGAUUAAAAAGACAAUCUUAUACACAGACUUUUAUUAUGUUAGACUAGUUUAGUAUGAGCACAGUAUUUUUCUAUAUGAUUUUAAUUACAUUCUUCCUUGAGGUGUUAUUGAGGACAAGUGUUGAUCAAAGAGAUUAAAGUGUAUAUUUUAUAUUGACUGAAACUUUCUAAAAGUGGACCAACGUUUAAAGGGAUAGUGUCUGAAUAAUUUCAGUGCUCAUGUAUUAUUGUAUUAGUAUUGAGGAGUUUUUCACGUCUUACCUUGGGACUUGAUUCGAUUUCAUUAAAAUGUUACUUUAACUGGUUUGUUCUCACUUUUACUUUGUUUUGAGAGUCAUAUUUUGCCACUGACUUUGUUUCAUACAUUCCCCUGCAACCCUGUUAACCUUUAGUUUUGUCCUUUUACAUAUCAUGUAGUCAAAAGAGGGUGCACUUAAAAGUCUUAAGAAAAUGGCGUGGAAACUAAAUCAGUAGAUUCAAAUAAUCAAUGAAAACAAUCAAACUAGUAACACAACUGAAAUGUAUUUGGAUGUUCAAAGCCCUUUACAAGACACAUUUAUUAAAAUCCCAAUAAAUAAAUACCUUGUUGAAAAAUUCA